AUGGAUGGACCCUCUAUCGGGGUGGAUUGUCCUCCGACAGCCCGUCGGGGAAUCCAACGCGUCAAGACUGGCUGCCGCACUUGCAAGGCUCGCCGAGUUAAGUGCGAUGAACAGCGGCCGUCUUGUUGGCGCUGUACCUCUUCAGGCCGAGAGUGCGAAGGAUACGGCGUCUGGGGCGGCGGGCAUCCAAGUCGCCCCCCGGCUCAACCCCUCGAUCUACACCGUCCUAACAAUACGGGCCCUGUAGGCCGCCUCAACGCAGAAGACCGUCGGGUUCUUGAGUGGUUCUUGCUAGCCAGACUCCAAGGGGUAUUUCCCUUUUCAUUCUGGGAAAGUCUGGUUCCGCAGGCAUGCUACAAUGAGCCCGUCAUUCUAAGUUGUGUUUUGGCACUGGGUUCUGUCCACAAAAGAGCAUUCAUGGACAAAGGGCCCACAAACUCACAGAGUGAGGUUAACAACCUGGAGUCGACUACCCUACGACAUUACAACACGGCUAUCAACUUACUGAAUGGGUCACAGUCGGAUGGAAGCAGGGCAUCGACCCGGGUAACCCUCACUGCGUGUCUGACGUUUGUGAUCAUAGAGUACCUCCAAAAGCGCCAAGCGCAGGGCCUACUACAUCUUCAAUAUGGUUUGCAGAUACUGAAAAGUCAGGAGUAUGACAACAUGCGGCAGUCUUCACGCGAUCCUGUGGAUGAUUGGCUCGCAGAAGCUUUCGGUCGACUAGACGUUCAGGCCAGGCUAUUGUUCGAUGCUACAACAGACAAGCAGUCUCACUUGAGUAAUCGGGCGAGCAAGGAGCGCCCUAUUACACUGAGAUCACUACACGAAGCGAGGCAGCAUCUGGAUCUUCUUGUAUCAGAAGCGUUUCGACUACAACGUCAGGGUCGUAUCACCGAAUCCUCAGCCAAUACUAGCCGAUUAUUCGAGGCUCUCAUUAUCCAACAACAGCUUCAAAGAGACCUCGGCUCUUGGCUGCAAGCUUACCGGACUUGGCGGACGGGGCCGCCGACAUCUUUACCUCAGCCGCAGUCUUCACUUCCGGAACGACUUGCUCGACGCUUACUCUUGAUCUACCAUACAAUGGCGGGCAUCAUCACAGCUACGGCUUUAUAUUCAGGGGAUGAAACAGCUUUUGACCGAUACAUGCCACAAUUUUCUUCCAUAAUCGCUUCGACGAAAGACAUUCUCGAGGCAACCAGACCUGUCAUUGCAAGCCGCGUCUUAUCACAUGGUCACUGUUCCCAAACGUUCAGCUUCACUAGCGACAUGGGCAUAGUUCCACCUUUAUACUACACAGCGCUUAAAUGCCGUGAUCCGCGGAUGAGGCGGGAUGCUUUGUCGAUACUUGAGACAGAGACUCACCAAGAAGGAAUCUGGGAUGGGCCAACAGCAGCCCUCAUCGCCGCUGAAGUCAUUCGACUAGAGGAGACCCCUUAUCCCGAACAAGACGAGAUCCACGACGAAGAUAGGGUCACGAAUGGACGUCGCAAUAGUACCUCGUCGGAGUCAGGUUUUCCUCGGCUAUGGAGAAUAUCCGACAUCCAGGUCGAGCCCCCUCAUAGCCCUGAAAUGGAAUUGGUGAUCGUUUGCAGACGCAAGUUGGAAGAUGGCACUCGGACAGUUAUGAAACGGAGACAUAACGGUUUUCAUUGGCAUUGA
Molecule: messenger RNA, 1662 nt
Organism: Ilyonectria robusta
Lineage: Eukaryota; Fungi; Ascomycota; Sordariomycetes; Hypocreales; Nectriaceae
Exons: 2
Coding region: 1-1662 (553 amino acids)
Biological process (GO): regulation of DNA-templated transcription
Molecular function (GO): zinc ion binding; DNA-binding transcription factor activity, RNA polymerase II-specific
Source: RefSeq, a predicted model, not a curated record